Messenger RNA from Bemisia tabaci, 1577 nucleotides. Its product is annotated as acyl-CoA Delta-9 desaturase. Gene Ontology annotation, biological process: unsaturated fatty acid biosynthetic process. Gene Ontology annotation, cellular component: endoplasmic reticulum membrane. Gene Ontology annotation, molecular function: stearoyl-CoA 9-desaturase activity; iron ion binding. The record is from RefSeq and is a predicted model, not a curated record. Lineage: Eukaryota; Metazoa; Arthropoda; Insecta; Hemiptera; Aleyrodidae.
GCCUCGUUUUGUUUGUGAAUUGAACACGUAUGACUCAAGGAUCAAAGAUACCGUAUCGCUCUAGGUUCGUCACAAUUCUUUCGCGAACUCCUCGCGCGAUUUAGUCUUCGUUUUUGCCGUUCGACUUGAAGUUGAAGUGCUCCUUGGAUUUCAGUGCGCGCGCCCGGAGCUUCGACAUGACCCCACCUGCUUUCAUACAGUAACAUUUCAAAAUGGCUCCGAAUAUAACGAGCACACCGACGCCUCUGUUUCUGGCGGAGGCGGAAUUGAUUUCUCCUCUGAGGUACCAGAAAACUAAACCGCAAAUUUCAACGCCGUCGUACACAAAACCACCGCAAAAGAAGAGCUCCUCUCAAAACCAAUACCCAUGGCAAAUCGUUUGGCGGAAUGUGAUCGCUUUUGUGUACCUUCACACGGCAGCUCUGUACGGCUUAUACCUUUUCAUCUUUGUCGCUCAUAGAUACACCGUCAUCUGGGGCUUCUUGCUGGGCUCAGUUGGAGCAAUAGGAAUCACAGCAGGAGCACAUCGUCUUUGGGCUCACAAAGCGUACAAAGCCAAAUGGCCAAUGAGAGUGUUUCUCGCCAUGUGCCAAACGCUCGCAUUUCAAAAUCACAUUUAUGAAUGGGUCCGAGAUCACAGGGUUCACCAUAAAUUCACUGACACAGACGCAGAUCCCCACAACUCCAAGAGAGGAUUCUUCUUCUCCCACAUCGGAUGGCUCAUGCUGAAGAAGCACAAGGAUGUGAAAGAGAAAGGAAAAACCGUCGAUAUGUCCGAUCUAGAACAAGACUGGGUCGUCAUGUUUCAGAAAAGGUACUACAUGUUACUUUUGCCUCUCCUGUGCUUCGUGAUUCCGGUAUGGAUACCCAUCCACUUCUGGAAAGAGGACUUUUCUACUUCUUGGUACUGUGCUGGAAUACUCCGCUACACUUUAUCGUUGAACUUCACCUGGUUUGUGAACAGCGUUGCACACAUCUGGGGAAUGAAACCUUAUGAUCGAUUCAUCUCUGCAGUGGACAACAAAAUCGUGGCGGCGCUAGCUUUCGGGGAGGGUUGGCACAACUACCACCACGCAUUCCCAUGGGACUACAAAGCAGCCGAGCUGGGCAACUACCGUCUGAACAUGAGCACCGCCCUCAUCGACUUCUGCGCUAAGCUGGGUCUCGCUUACGACCUGAAGGUGGCCUCCCCGGAGCUGGUCAAGCGCCGAGCCCUGAGAACAGGCGAUGGGACGCACCCAGGAUCAGCCGAAAAACAAGAGGAAGAGGAUGGACAUCAUCACAGCCACGAGAACGCCGUCUGGGGCUGGGAUGACGAAAAUAUGUCGCCCGACGAGCUGAAGUUAGUCAACAUCUUGAACAGGAGCAAACAAGAGUGAUACGUUCCUUGGUGCGUGGCCGCACUAUUUGCUGUCAAACGAAGUUUUGUCGGUUUUUUCUUGGUUCCUCUUUAAUUUAGUGACGUCCUCGUGUAUACUGUCUCCUCUGAUGAGUGGAAGUGACAAACAAGGACUCACAAGGGGAGUCUACGAAGUGACAUCCUGGGAUUGGGUUCAUUUUGCUUGUACAUGAAGAAG